AUGGUUCGCAGGAAAACUGAUAAUUUUACCAUUACCGAAGAAAUGCGCAACGAAGCGUUAAUACAGAUCGAAGACAUUUGCAUGCUCAUGUGCGGCAGUCUACUAGCGACAUUGGGAAUGCCAGCGUUAAGCAGUUCAAUGCACGAUGCUUUCAAUCGCGAGUUUCAACGGGAGCACCACUUUGAUCAACCUAACCUGGCCGAAAGAGUCCGACCAAAUGUGCCGCUUUUGAAUGCCGAGCAGAAGAACGUGUACGAUUCGAUAAUGAAGGUUGUUUGCGAUGAAACGGGAGGCUUAUACUUUCUCGAUGCUCCUGGUGGGACAGGCAAGACAUUCGUCAUUUCGUUGAUUCUGGCAACGAUUCGGUCAAGAUCUCAAAUUGCGGUGGCUGUUGCAUCAUCUGGCAUUGCUGCUACAUUGUUGGAAGGCGGUCGAACUGCACAUUCCGCUUUGAAGCUACCCAUGAAUCUUCUGACGGUUGACCAGCCAACGUGCACGAUGAACAAGAAUUCGGCGACAGCGAAAUUGAUGCGAGAAUGCAAAAUAAUCAUUUGGGAUGAAUGCACGAUGGCACAUAAACGAGCCUUGGAGGCAGUUGACCAAACCAUAAAGGAUUUACGAGGUGAUUCGAAACUAUUUGGUGGGGCCUUGAUAUUGCUGUCCGGAGAUUUUCGUCAAACGCUUCCCGUCAUCCCGAAAUCUACGGCUGCCGAUGAAGUUAUUGCAUGCCUAAAAUCGUCCUCUUUGUGGCGAUAUGUCAAGAAGUUUAAAUUGUCCACGAAUAUGAGAGUCGCAUUGCAGAAUGACCCCUCCGCUGCUGAAUUCUCGAGACAACUGCUGGCGCUUGGCAAUGGCGAAAUUCCAGUUGAUGUUUCGACUGGACUAAUAUCGUUCCCAGCAAAUUUUUGCGAGUUCACAUCGUCGAAAGAGGAACUCAUCACAAAAGUGUUUCCCGACAUUGCACAAAAUUAUAAAAAUCUCGAUUGGAUUAGUGAACGGGCAAUACUAGCAGCGAAGAAUAAUGACGUAGAUAGUUUGAAUUUCGUUAUUCAAAGUCAAAUCGCUGGAGAACUGCAUUCAUACAAAUCCGUUGACAGCGUGGCCUACUAG
This is a messenger RNA of Drosophila rhopaloa, 1110 nucleotides long. Its product is annotated as ATP-dependent DNA helicase pfh1-like. The record is from RefSeq and is a predicted model, not a curated record. Gene Ontology annotation, biological process: telomere maintenance; DNA repair. Bases 1 to 1110 code for a protein of 369 amino acids. Gene Ontology annotation, molecular function: DNA helicase activity. The transcript has a single exon. Lineage: Eukaryota; Metazoa; Arthropoda; Insecta; Diptera; Drosophilidae.